AGUAAAAAUGGCCGCAGAGCCUUCGGACCCCCGUGGCAGCGCAGGGCGCGUUUUCUUAAGCAGGGCCUGGGAAGACAGGAAAAAGUGUAGAGUUCGUGAGCAUUGAUUGGCAGAAGCACGAAGCGUCCUGGACGCUGAUUGGCUCCGUCCUUCGCGGGAAGGAGUUUGUGGCACCCGCGGGAAGUAGGUGUAGCACUGCGGGCGAAAGGGGGUUCUGAGGAUCCCGGCCAACCCACCAGACGGGAGUCUUCUGGGCGUCUCUCCUGAAGGGAUCGUGACCAAGAUGUGGUUUGGCGGAUCUGAAAGCUAUGGCACUUCUUUUGGCGGAGUCGGCGGCGGCUACACACAGUCCCCGGGGGGCUUCGGCAUGCCGACACCUUCCCAGGCUGAAAAGAAAUCAAGAGCCCGAGCCCAGCACAUUGUACCCUGUACCAUAUCUCAGCUGCUUUCUGCCACCCUGGUCGAUGAAGUGUUCAGAAUUGGGAAGGUUGAGAUUUCACAGGUCACUAUCGUGGGUAUCAUCAGACAUGCAGAGAAGGCUCCAACCAACAUUGUUUACAAAGUAGAUGACAUGACAGCUGCGCCCAUGGAUGUUCGCCAGUGGGUUGACACAGAUGAUGCCAGCAGUGAAAACACAGUGGUUCCUCCAGAAACGUAUGUAAAAGUGGCUGGCCAUCUGAGAUCUUUUCAGAACAAAAAAAGCCUGGUAGCCUUUAAGAUCAUGCCUCUGGAGGAUAUGAAUGAAUUCACCACACAUAUUCUGGAAGUAGUCAACGCACACAUGAUCCUGAGCAAAGCUAACAGCCAGCCCUUAGCAGGGAGAGCAACUAUCAGCAAUCCAGGAAUGGGUGAAGCAGGGAACUUUGGUGGGAAUAGCGCCAUACCAGCAAAUGGCCUCACUGUGGCCCAAAACCAGGUGCUGAGUUUGAUUAAGGCUUGUCCAAGACCAGAAGGAUUAAACUUUCAGGAUCUCAAGAACCAGCUCCAGCACAUGUCUGUAGCCUCAAUAAAGCAAGCUGUAGAUUUUCUUAGCAACGAGGGACACAUCUAUUCCACUGUGGACGACGAUCAUUUUAAAUCCACAGAUGCAGAGUAACUGGGUCUACUUGAGUACCCGAGGUAUUUUCCAGCUGGACCUGUUGUCUCCAGCUGCGCAUGUUUGGCCAAUUGACUUCUAGGGAGUAGCUUUCAGCUAGAAAGGGUCUCAUUUUUGAAAGUUACUGCUCUUCUUUUUUGUUUGUUUGUUUGUUUUUGUUUUUUGAAGCUCCAUUUUGGGCAACUGACAGAAUGUACACCUGGGUGGACUUUCUUAAAGAAGUUUCUUAAAGAAGUUACAACAUCAGCACAAAUGGAAGUGGAAGAGAGAUGCUACCAAGAGAGUGGGGCAGCAUUACUCAAGCUACACCCGGGAGUUUCCACUCCUAACAUGUUUCCUGUUGGAAGAAGAUGAGCAGGACCCAGGGCCUUCAGCGGGGAGCGAGCCAAGAAGCCCCCUAAUCUCUGCCUGCUUUUGUUCCCCCCCUUUGGUUAUAGGGUGUUAUUUUUCAGAAUUGCGCUCUCCUUCACCUCGUCACGGCUGCUGCCGAAAGUGUGUUGUUACGUUCUAGAGUGGUGGCCUCAUGAGGGCAGGAGAGAGCAAGAGAUGUUACUUCGGUUUCAUACAAAAUAAGUGCCCCCAUAUGUCUAAUAAAAUAGUUCUAUUGCAGAAUUUGUGAAAAUGUUCUUCUUCUUCCUAAGCUGGUGUAAUUACUACUGGAUUAUCCGAGGCACGUAGCAUAGCUUGCUUUGGGUUUGAAAUCCUGGCUUUUCCACUUCUAGUUAGGUUCUUGGGCCGGCCACAUCAGUGCUGAGGGCCUCCCAUUUAUUCAUGAGAAGAGAACAGCGUCAGUUCCUAUAGGUCUGUUGUGAAACUCGAGUAAGAUGAUGUUUGUAAAGCAUCAAGCGUUGCCAUUCUGAAUCUUGACUCUGGCAGUAUGUGGUCACGUAGCCGGAUUGAGCGUCGGCCAUUUGACCCCAAGAGGAGACUGUCUGAAGGCCUACAGCUAUUUUGGCCAGCUUAAUCAUUUCCACUUCUUGUGGGAGGGAACACUAGCUCAAAGAUGUUUUUGACAACUCCAGAAUGUAAGCUAUGUCUUGAAUAAAAGAACUAAUUCUGAGGUAAGUUAAUGAGGUAUAACAUGCAAAUAAAAAUUCUGUAACUGC
This is a messenger RNA of Herpailurus yagouaroundi (jaguarundi), 2202 nucleotides long. It is a transcript of the gene RPA2, whose product is annotated as replication protein A2. Bases 284 to 1096 code for a protein of 270 amino acids. Gene Ontology annotation, cellular component: chromosome, telomeric region; site of double-strand break; DNA replication factor A complex. Lineage: Eukaryota; Metazoa; Chordata; Mammalia; Carnivora; Felidae. Gene Ontology annotation, molecular function: single-stranded DNA binding. The record is from RefSeq and is a predicted model, not a curated record. The transcript has 9 exons. Gene Ontology annotation, biological process: nucleotide-excision repair; DNA replication; double-strand break repair via homologous recombination.